AUGUCUUGCUGCAUGCAGAUGAAAUCAACCGCUUUCGAGGCUGAUUGUCAUUGUCAAAAAGCUCAUGCAACGUCACCUCAGUUCAAACGACCUUGUGCGGCUUAUCCCGUCUUCGACUACAUGUCCAACGUAGCCCUCGUCUAUACGGCAAAGUGUGCUUAG
Molecule: messenger RNA, 162 nt
Organism: Echinococcus granulosus
Lineage: Eukaryota; Metazoa; Platyhelminthes; Cestoda; Cyclophyllidea; Taeniidae
Exons: 2
Coding region: 1-162 (53 amino acids)
Source: RefSeq, a predicted model, not a curated record